Leptopilina heterotoma is the source of this 765-nucleotide messenger RNA. RefSeq lists its product as uncharacterized. Bases 443 to 748 code for a protein of 101 amino acids. The record is from RefSeq and is a predicted model, not a curated record. Lineage: Eukaryota; Metazoa; Arthropoda; Insecta; Hymenoptera; Figitidae. The transcript is spliced from 2 exons.
UCGGGUAUGCUAUAUCACGAGUUACAAACGACCUGACUUGUGAAAUAUAAAACAAGAAAUAAACAAAAUUCAAAUUAUACUAUUGAUAUUAUAAAUUUUAUUAAUUAUCAUUUAUAAAAAUUAACUUUAUCAUUUUCUGCUCCUUGUUUAGUUAUUCCAUAUAAGUAACAAAAAAUAAUCGAUUCUCUCAUACGGAGAAAAAUGGAUAGUUAAAAGUUGUAACGAAGUGUUUCGUUACUUACUCGGCCUAAUUUGCAAUGUGUGGGAAAAGUAUUUUCAGAGUUAAGAAAAUCGUUUGUUUGUCUCUUUCUUAUCAAAGGUCUGUCUCGUUUAUUGUCAAGUCUCUUGUAUAUUCUUUCGUAUCAGCGUGUGAGGAGCUGUGGUUUUCGUGAAAUCAGAAUUUAAAUGAUUUUGCGCAUGAUUAAUUGUCAGCGUACGUCACAUGGUCAGCGACCCUUUCCAGGUUUCUUUCAGGUGCCGUUCCGUGGGGAUAAGAAGAAGGGUUCUUCCGAAAAUUGCGAAGGAAAAACAAGGAAACGAUUUUGAUAGCGGGAAAGCCUACUGGGGACAAUCAGAUGGUUCGACAUUAACUUGCGGGUUUCCGAGAAGUCGUGACGCGGUUUUGACGAGUGUCAGAAUCGAGAGUUAUAGUUUGAGAAUUUGGUUUAUUAAUUUGUCCAGAUAUAAGCAAAGGAGUGAUUCUGUAUUAUAUUCUGAAAACGAAACCAACUAUACGAAGAUCCUUUGAAGAAAAAUGUGUAAAGG